GGCCGACCUCAUUGAAGAAUCCAACUAACAUACACCCAACUCACAAUCUUGGUCUAUUAAAUAGCCCCCCAUAAAGACCAAAAGCAUAAAAAGAUCUUAGAUAACAAAGUCGUGUGUGCUCUGUGAACCAGAAAGAUUAGACGAAAAGGGAGAGAUCAAUGGAGGAAGAAUACAUAAGAGUAGUAAACAUCACAGUGAUUGGAGUAAUCUCAUGGGGUCUCAUGUUCAUUAUCAUCCGACGAAUCUUCUCAAAGUUUUCCUUCGACUUCAGCACUCGUCUUGUCUCGACAGUUCACGCAACAGUCGCUGUCGUUUUAGCAGCACUCUCGAUUCAAGAUUGGUCUUGUCCUGUUUGUCCCAUUGCUUCAACCUCAUCUCUCCGGCAGAUGGAAACGUUGGCAUUUUCAUUGUCAUACAUGAUCUACGACCUCCUAUGUAGCCACUUUGAUCAAGCCAUUAGUAUUGAUAAUGCGGUUCAUCAUUCUGUCUGCAUUCUUGGUUUUGUAGCUGGACUUUUCUACCGAAAGUGUGGAUCCGAGAUGGUGGCAGCAAUUUGGAUAACUGAGAUAUCGAGUCCGUUUCUUCACCUCAGGGAGAUUCUUAAAGAGAUUGGUUAUAGAGACACCGAUCUAAAUCUUGCAGCCGAUGUGUGUUUUGCAACAAUCUUCUCGUUGGCCAGAAUGGUGGGUGGACCAUACCUCGUUUACAUAACAAUAUCAGCUGAUAAUCCUAUUCUCAUCAAGGCAAUGGCGUUGGGGUUACAACUUGUGAGCGCAUUCUGGUUCUAUAAAAUCCUCAAAAUGAUGAGAUACAAAUUAACUAAAAGAUCAAAAUCUAACAAAAAAUCUACUUAGUUUAAAUUCUAUAAAAUUCUAUUAUGCAAUACUGCAAAAGUGCAAAUUUUAUGUGUUCUUCUUAUAACCUUUGUAUGAAUGGAUGGUGAAACAAGGAUUUUUUCUAGGUCUAAUUAUGCAAUGAAUGUAUGAUGACAUGCAAACAGAGACAUAAAUAGUGAUGAUCAGAAUGUAUGCAAGGUGUUUCAAUACCUUUAUGAUGUUGUAGCAUAAAGGAUGUCAAUCCAUAAAGAGUGUGAUAUGUAAGCA
Molecule: messenger RNA, 1103 nt
Organism: Camelina sativa (false flax)
Lineage: Eukaryota; Viridiplantae; Streptophyta; Magnoliopsida; Brassicales; Brassicaceae
Cellular component (GO): membrane
Source: RefSeq, a predicted model, not a curated record